This is a messenger RNA of Toxorhynchites rutilus septentrionalis, 1373 nucleotides long. RefSeq names its product probable very-long-chain enoyl-CoA reductase art-1 (gene Sc2). Gene Ontology annotation, biological process: very long-chain fatty acid biosynthetic process. The transcript is spliced from 5 exons. NCBI's taxonomy places the organism in Eukaryota, Metazoa, Arthropoda, Insecta, Diptera, Culicidae. Bases 152 to 1051 code for a protein of 299 amino acids. Gene Ontology annotation, molecular function: oxidoreductase activity, acting on the CH-CH group of donors; protein binding. The record is from RefSeq and is a predicted model, not a curated record.
AAGUCGUCGAUCGGUCACUUUCUCGCAGUACGGUAUCGUCAGUCUCGUCAACAGAGUGUACGUUGUGUUAGUUGUUUCGAGUUCGGCGCUACUCUUAGCAAAAACUAAUUACAUUGCUAAGCAAUACUGCAGAAUCAGUACCUAUUCUACAAUGGAAGUUGAAAUUCUUGAUGCGAAAAAUUCAAAAUCGCUGGGAAAGUGCCGCGUAGAAAGCGGCACCACUAUCAAGGCACUUAAAAAUGAAGUACAAAAGCUGAAGAAAUCCCUCAACAUCGAUCGACAAGCGCUUCGAUUGGAACCCCGUGGCAAAACGCUGAAAGACUCUGAUACCUUGCAAUCACUCAGCAUCUCCGGGGGAAAAUUGUACGUGAAAGAUCUUGGUCCACAAAUUAGUUGGAAGGGGGUGUUCCUGGCGGAAUAUGCAGGCCCUAUUUUAGUGUAUAUGCUGUUUUAUUUGCGUCCAUCCCUAAUCUACGGAAAUGUCGUUCCCAAAGCGAUGAGCCUGACAGCAAACAUUGCUGCUGUGUGUUGGACUUCCCACUAUGCCAAACGAUUGCUGGAGACGUUAUUCGUUCAUCGAUUUUCUCAUGCUACUAUGCCACUACGCAAUCUAUUCAAGAAUUGCUCCUACUACUGGGCCUUCGCCGGUUACGUUGCUUAUCACGUGAACCAUCCGUUGUUCACUGAACCGAGCGCUGUAGUUCUUUACGCUGGACUGGCAGGAUUCAUUGUAAGCGAAUUGGGCAACUUUUCAAUCCACAUUCUGUUGAGAAAUCUCAGACCAGCUGGAUCCACUGUCCGCAAGAUUCCUAUUCCAGAUAGCAAUCCACUUACGCAACUGUUCAAUUUCGUUUCCUGCCCAAAUUACACAUACGAAUUUCUCUCCUGGUUGUCAUUCUCGGCGAUGACAUCCUGUAUACCUGCGCUUAUCUUCGCUGCUGCCGGUAUGUACCAAAUGACGGUUUGGGCGAUCGGCAAACACCGGAACUACAAGAAGGAAUUCAAGGAUUACCCUAAGUGCAGGAAGGCUAUCGUCCCAUUCGUUAUCUAGGCUUGUUCGGAAAAAAAUGCCAUUUUUUCGGCUUUAGCUUAAGUCUUCGGUAGGCUGAUAAACCGACACCUCAACGAAGUUUGCCAGCACUUGUUGAAAUUAUUGUCCUUUUUGGUAGAUGGUUUUCGUUUUGUUCUUUUAAGUUUGCAGAUAACCAAGUUCGACACAUUCAUGGUAAAUAUUUUAAGGAUGUGGGAAUUCGAUCAACAUUAAAUGUUGGGAUAACAAUUGCAUGGUUCCGUAAAUUAUGGAAUGAUUUCUAUCAGCCGAUGGUUUUUGUAUAUCCUAGAGAUUAAAUACAUUAAUACGGUUUGAAACAGUA